AUGGAAAUGAUCUUGAAUCAAGUAAGCCAUACACAAACACAACAAGACGUUCAAGAUCCUUCGCCAAAACCACCGCCGCAACCACCACCGGAUGCCAACGGCAAAAAGUAUUUACUAUAUUCAGAAAAGGAACCUUAUGACUUCAUAGCUCACAGAUGUACAGUGAAGCCUACCAAUACCCUAGAAUCAACGGGCCACCUAAUAAAAGGAUGUCUCGGUGGAGGCAUAUUGGGUAUCCACGAGGCGUACAUGAAAUGUGGACUUUGGACGUCUUUAAUAGUUACAAUUGUCUUCGGAUUUUACAUCACAUAUUGUGUGCAUAUUUUAGUGAAAUCAGCGCAAACGUUGUACAAGAGGCUACAUUUACCGGAAAUGUCUUACCCAGAUGUCGCGGAGGCGUCUUUAGAAAUCGGGCCAUUCCCGAGAUUAAGGAAAUAUAGCAAAUGGUUCAGGUACGCUGUUGAUGCGAUCAUUUGCAUAGAUCUCUUCGGUGCUUGUUGCGUGUAUCAAAUAAUCAUAGCAAAAACUAUUCAGCAACUUGUGGAGAGCACAUAUGAGGUGUCUUGGGAGGACAUAGAUCGAUUGAGGCUUUACAUUCUCGCACUUUUAAUACCCAUUCUACUGCUUUGUAUGAUAACAACUUUGAAGUAUCUGGCGCCUUUUACUCUGUUAGGUGAUAUAUUCAUUGUAGUCUGUGUGAUAGCAACAGUUGUAUACAGCCUUCGAGUAGCGCCUAACAUUUCUACUGUGCCAGCAUGGAAGGAUGCUCUAGGUUUCUUCGAGUUCUGUGGCAUUGUUGUAUUUAGUAUGGAAGGAAUAGGGGUAUCCUUGCCUAUUGAGAACAAUAUGAAAGAUCCUCAUCAGUUCCCAAAGGUUCUAUGUGCAGGUAUGAGUGUGGUUGUUUCGUUCCUAAUUCUAGUUGGAUUUUUUGGUUACUGGGGAUUCGGCGAACAUUCAAUAUCUCCCGUAACACUGAACUUUCCUUCCGAAAUAUUUCCUACAAUACUUAAAUGCUUAAUGGCAAUCAUGAUUUUCAUUACAUUCGCUCUAAACUUCUGGGCACCCUUUAAUCUUGUAUGGUUCUACUUAUCCAAGAAGCACGAUCCAAAAAGAUACUGGCUGUGGGAGAGAAUUUACAGAGCUAUAUUUAUUGUUGUCAUCACUUCUAUCGCCAUAGCGUUUCCUAAUAUUGGAAACUUGAUGGGCUUGCUGGGCGCAUUUUGUCUGUCAAACAUGGGCUUUAUAUUCCCGGCGUUAAUAGAACUCCUUGUGGUUUGGGAGGAUCCAGGUCUCGGACGGUAUAAAUGGCGAUUAUGGAAAAAUUUAUUCGUUAUAUUUGUAGGAAUAUUAUUAUUUAUAGCUGGCACCUACUCCAAUAUGAAGGGCCUUAUAUUAAAUUUAUGA
This is a messenger RNA of Parnassius mnemosyne (clouded apollo), 1404 nucleotides long. Lineage: Eukaryota; Metazoa; Arthropoda; Insecta; Lepidoptera; Papilionidae. The record is from the annotation of a GenBank genome assembly.